AAAAGGCUUCUAAUAUACGCUAUGAAAAUCGAAGAAGAAAGAUAUGGACUUUCUCGCUUCCGCCAUCAUCAAUUCCGCUACCUUUCUCAUGCAUGGGUGACCAGUGAUCAGAGAUGCUUCAAAACUCUAGUGAACUCUGCUAUCUUGAGAUGUCCAAAACAAAACUCUGUGUCUUUCUGGGCUGCUUCCUUUUGUCUUCAGCGCUUGUUGGAGCACAGAGUCCCAUAACUCAUCCAGAUGAAGUGAGCGCAUUGCGAACCAUCAAGAGAAGUUUGACAGAUCCCAAUAAAAAUUUGACUAGUUGGAAUCGAGGAGAUCCAUGCACAUCCAAUUGGACUGGAGUUUUAUGCUUUCAUACGACCCUAGAUGAUGGCUAUCUGCAUGUCAGAGAAUUGCAACUACUGAGUAUGAAUCUUUCAGGAACUUUAUCACCAGCACUUGGCCGCUUGUCUCGUCUGUUGAUAUUGGAUUUUAUGUGGAACAAAAUUAGAGGGAGUAUACCGAAAGAGAUUGGCAAUAUCACAACCUUGGAGCUCUUGCUCCUGAAUGGGAACCAAUUGACAGGUUCCUUGCCUGAUGAGCUUGGCUAUUUGCCGAAUCUAAACAGGAUUCAAAUUGACGAGAAUAACAUAUCCGGGCCAAUGCCUACAUCAUUUUCAAACUUAAAAAACGCAAAGCAUUUUCACAUGAAUAAUAAUUCAAUUAGCGGACAAAUCCCUCCGGAGCUCUCCAAAUUACCAAACCUUGUACACUUCCUUCUUGACAAUAACAAUUUAUCGGGGUAUCUUCCACAAGAGCUUGCCCAAAUGCCAAAUUUAGCCAUCAUUCAACUUGACAAUAACAACUUUGAUGGGGCUUCUAUUCCUAGAUCAUUUGGAAACAUACCUACAUUAUUGAAGUUGAGUCUCAGGAAUUGCAAUUUGCAAGGAUCAAUCCCUGACCUAAGCAGAAUACCCAACCUUCAUUAUUUGGACUUGAGCUCAAACAAGCUAGGUGGACCCAUACCUGCAAAUAAGCUCUCUGAGAAUAUCACAACCAUUGAUUUAUCCAACAAUAAUUUUACUGGAAGCAUUCCUAUCAACUUUUCUAGUUUACCUCAUCUCCAGAAUCUGUUACUUGCAAAUAAUUCAUUGAAUGGUUCGAUUUCAUCCUCCCUUUGGCAAAACAGAGCUCUAAAUGCAAUAGAGAGUCUUACACUGGAUUUGGAGAACAAUUUGCUUGUCAAUAUUUCUGGCAGUUUUGACCUACCCUCAAAUGUCACUCUCUGGCUUAAAGGGAAUCCUGUAUGCUCAAAUGGAAGUUUAGUUCAGUUUUGUAAAUCUCAAAUUGAGAAUGAAACUAGAAUAAGCACUACAACAAACUCCACCAUUGUUGAGUGUAAACCGCAAUCAUGCCCUUAUGAGUAUUCCCCAACAUCUCUUUUAGAUUGCUUUUGUGCUGAGCCUUUGCUAGUAGGAUUUCGGUUGAAAAGUCCUAGCUUUUCAGAUUUUAUUCCAUAUAAAAAAAUGUUUGAGGGGUACUUGACUCAAGGUCUUAGCUUGUCUGUUUAUCAACUCCACAUGUAUUCAUUUGCAUGGCAAGAAGGACCACGACUAGGAAUGUACUUAAAGCUCUAUCCUAUUUAUGAUAACACUACCAACAGUCAUUUAUUCAAUCCAAGUGAAGUUCAACGAAUCAAGAGCAUAUUCACUGGAUGGAGGAUCCCUCUUGAUGGCAUAUUUGGACCUUACGAACUUAUAAACUUCACUUUAUCAGAUGUCUAUAAGGAUGAAUUCAGCUCUUCUUUAUCAGCAAGCAUAAGUAAAGGUACAUUGAUUGGCAUUAUACUGGGGACCUUUGCUGGUGUAGUUAUGUUAUCUGCAAUCAUUUCACUUAUUCUAUUCACAAGGCACUUGAGGGGCUAUCAUUCAAUUUCAAAACAACGUCAGGCCUCUAGAUCCUUGUUAAAAAUUGAUGGUGUCAAGAGUUUCACAUAUGGAGAGCUGGCUUUGGCAACAAACAAUUUUGAUGUCUUCACUCAAAUUGGCCAAGGUGGAUAUGGAAAGGUUUAUAGAGGCACUUUGGCUAAUGGCACGAUUGUGGCUGUAAAGCGUGCCCAACAAGGGUCAUUGCAGGGUGAAAAGGAGUUCCUAACUGAAAUACAAUUGUUAUCAAGGUUACAUCAUCGAAACCUUGUUUCUUUGGUUGGUUAUUGUGAUGAAGAAGGUGAACAGAUGUUGGUGUAUGAAUAUAUGUCUAAUGGCACUCUACGAGAUCAUCUUUCAGGUAAACCUUUAAGUUCAAGAAAUCCAAAAUGACAACCUUUAAUUCUAUAUGCAAAUAUCAUGAUUCUUAGU
Molecule: messenger RNA, 2336 nt
Organism: Rubroshorea leprosula
Lineage: Eukaryota; Viridiplantae; Streptophyta; Magnoliopsida; Malvales; Dipterocarpaceae
Source: the annotation of a GenBank genome assembly